Messenger RNA from Aspergillus puulaauensis, 1593 nucleotides. RefSeq lists its product as uncharacterized. Gene Ontology annotation, molecular function: catalytic activity. NCBI's taxonomy places the organism in Eukaryota, Fungi, Ascomycota, Eurotiomycetes, Eurotiales, Aspergillaceae. Bases 1 to 1593 code for a protein of 530 amino acids. Gene Ontology annotation, biological process: nucleoside metabolic process. The transcript has a single exon. The record is from RefSeq and is a predicted model, not a curated record.
AUGGCUUCAGAAACACCAUCGCCUGCGAAACAGUGUCCUUCGCAAGUGAAUUUCACAAUCGGCUGGAUAUGCGUGCUCCAGAAGGAGUAUCGAGCUGCCUUGGCAAUUCUAGAUGAGACUUAUGACCAUGUUGCCCUGGCCCGGGGAGAGGGCGAUCGAAACCACUAUGUCUUCGGUCGAGUUGGGGAGCACUACGUCGUCAUUAAUCUCCCUCCAUCAGGUUGGCACGGUCGGAUCCGGGCAUCGACAAUUGCAUCCGACAUGCGCAGCAGCUUUCCCAGAAUGCGAUUUGUUCUGAUUGUAGGGAUCGCCGGAGGAGCACCUUCGCCAAAGGAGGAUGUUCGUCUCGGCGACGUGGUGCUCGGGACUCAGGUUGUGCCUUGGAACACUGGCAAAUGGACGCAGCAUGGAUUCCAACGGACUGGAAUGACCAGGGCACCUCCAAGAGAGCUGCUGGAAGCAAUCACAUUCUUUGACCAGCGCCUUUGGUCCCCUGACACGCUGCUUCUGUCCAAGUCGAUCGACGAUAUCGCGUCAAAGGCCCCGACUGGAGCCGGGUUUGCUCGACCCACCAAAGACCGUCUUUAUAAACCGGGCUUCGCCCAUACAGAGUCAAUAUGUGACUGCCUGCAGGCUGAGUCGGGGCUGCCAGGGCAGCUUUGUUGGCGCGACAGGCGCGAUGGAGAGCCAGUCAGGGUAUUCCAGGGGGCUAUUGGGUCGGACGACGUGGUGAUGAAGAAUUCACAAACGCGCGAUGCGAUCGCCCAACGGGAGAACGUGCUUUGCUUUGAAAUGGAAGCUGACGGUGUCAUGGAUAUCAUGCCCUGUCUUCCCGUCCGGGGCAUUUCAGACUACGCAGACGAGCACAAGAACGAUGACUGGCAGUUAUACGCUGCGCUGACAGCAGCCAUAUGCGGGAGGGAACUGCUGCUCUCUAUUUCUCGCGGUGUGGUCGCUCGCUUCCCUCUUACGCUGACGGGGGAUCUCGUUGAUCGGUACAUGAAGGGCGCGUUCAGCAGGCCCAAUUCCUUUCCUGGCAGUGAGACCGAGAGGCUUCGACAAAACCGCGACACCUUGAUUGAGCGUCGCGACUUUCUGCGAGAACUCGUCAUUCCAGGCAUUCGACAGAAACAGCGUACACUUCGCGACGACAGCCCGGAGCUUCGAGACGAGGUGCAGAGACUGAAGGACGCGCAGAAGAUAUUGAAAGAACACCUGCAGGAUCUCAAAGAUAUACUAAACGACCACUGCGAUCUAGACUCUAGUCCGGACCCAGCCAUUCGGGAAGAAUACCAGAGCUUGAAGACGCAGCUGCAAAGGGACCUGGAAGCAAUAGAGAGCUUCGCCAGUAUCACAGGAGGCACCCUGAAAAACACGGGCCACAUGCUGACCCAUCUAUCGAAGGUUUGCAAGAACCAAAGUAUGAAUGUCGCCGGGACGGUAUUUGUAUCGAUAAGUACUCUCCUUGGGAGAACCAUGAACCUCUGGAGGUCGAGUAGACUCCCCCCAGAGGCCAUGUGGGAAUGGGUGUCUUCCAAGACCCGGAGGAUCCGCGGUUCUGGAGAUGUCACUGAAAGCAUACACCUGGUGUAA